Molecule: messenger RNA, 711 nt
Organism: Pungitius pungitius (ninespine stickleback)
Lineage: Eukaryota; Metazoa; Chordata; Actinopteri; Perciformes; Gasterosteidae
Gene: lnp1
Product: leukemia NUP98 fusion partner 1
Exons: 4
Coding region: 7-711 (234 amino acids)
Source: RefSeq, a predicted model, not a curated record
GCCGCCAUGGCCCUCAGGCUCCUGCCGACCUUCCUCACGGACAACGGCGACGACGACGACGGCAACUUCACCAAGUGGAUGAGCAGCUACUGGGGCCACGGGGGGGCCGAGGGCCGGCGCUCCGGCGAGAGGAGGCGCAGCCUCAGGAGACCCGCGGCGGCGGGAGGGGAUCGCAGGGCGUCGCUCCCCACCGUGUCUCAGUUGGACGCCAUGAAGCUGAACCAUCUCCACGCGGCGGCGAUGUCUCGCGGGCCGGGUCACGCGAAGCCCAGAGACGAGAGGGCGGACGCGAGGACCCACCCGAGAGCUCGCCGAUCCGACUCGGUGGACAGCAGCCGCUCCAAGCCGCCCGUCCCGGAGAACCGGAUCAGCACCAUCCCCGAGCUCACCGAGUCCUUCGAGAGGAGGCUCCUCCUCCGCGACAACAGCACCGCGUCUCUGACCGACGGAGACAAGUUGUGCCGGAUCUGUCACGAGGACAUGAAGCGCCGCGGCGGAGCGCCUCGACAGACGCACUGUCCACACCGCUUCCACCGAGAGUCUGCGUCCCGGGGGUCGCAGCGGGGGGGUCGCGCUCCCCACGGCGAGGCGGCGGCGCGUCACGCGAGGAGGCUCUCGGAGGAGAGGAGGAACUCCGCGGACGGGCGGAUCUCGGUGGAGAAGGAGGAGCACGCGGCGCGACGUCCGCUCUCCCUGCGCGAUCACCGCUGA